CGUACAGCCAAAAUGUCGGCAUGUGAGCAUGUCCGCUCUCGGAUCCUCUCUGAUUGUAACAUACAUAGUAUGUACAUAUCUAUUCGUGUGGUUGUUUAUAACCUAAAAUUAAAAGAUCGGUAAACUGUCGUGCGGGUCAGUCCGGCUAUAAAUUAUUUUGACUUACUAUUACUAUUCUACUACUAUUAUAUUACUUGCCGUCAGUCUGCCAAUAAGUGAUUUCUCGAAAGCAAUUUAGACAAGUGAAUAUAAUUGACAACAUGAACGUCUUACGUUCGUGCAUUAAAGCCGUUACCCUAGGUAGAGGUGUUCGAGCUGUAAAUUACCAAGGACAGAGAUACGUUAAAAGAUGGGUGGCACCGACACAAAUAGAGAUAACCAGACGCAAGAAGAAGCUGGGCGAGCAGCCGGAGCCGAAACGUAACACCUUUCUCGAGUGGAAUAGAUCCGCGGAGAUUUAUGCCUUCAAUCAACGGCUGUCUGAACGUUUCGAUACAGAAAAAUUGGAGCAGGCCUUCACUCACAGAUCAUACGUUAUUCGAGAGGAGCAGAGACAGAAAGAGAUGGGAAUAGAAAAUCCCGUGCUCGCCGUACAAGAUAACACUGAGCUUAUUAGGAAAGGCGAUAAGCUUACAUCAGAGAGCGUGCAGAAUUAUUUAGUCCAAGUUUUACCACACGCAUCUGAGGAUGUCAUAAUUUCGUUGCACGACUACCUUCUUUCUGAGGAAAUCCUAGCUAAAGCAGCUUUACAUAUUGGAACGAAAGAUAUUAUUUUAACGGAAGAACAUCCAGUGGCUCAGAAGACUUUAGCCGAUACGUUUCUUGCACUUAUCGCGGCGCUCGCGGAAAGUGUGGACGCGAAUCACGCGGCGAAUUUCGUUCGAGACUUCUUGAUUGUUACAUUGGCAGAGAAAGAUCUGACAGAAAUAUGGAAUCCAGCUCAACCUGUCGAGCUCUUAAAUGACAUUCUACAGAAACAAAACCGACCAUCCAUUGAACCAAGACUUAUCGCGCAAACGGGACAAAAUACACUCUUAGCGACAUAUCAUAUAGGAAUGUAUUCGGAUAAGCAAUUUCUAGGUUCAGGAUUUGGUCAAACGAUACAGGAGGCCAAGAAUGUAGCUGCCAUGAAUGUUUUAAGCCGCAUGUUUGGUCUGUUAGACUCUAGUAAACCAAUUCGAUUCGAUAAAACGGUAAAUCUAUCUUUGUGAACAAAGUGAACUUUAUUCUUGAGAAAAAGAAAUUUAGUAACAGUGCUAAUGUUGCAGUUAUUUUUUUGUAUAUACAUAUAAAAUUUGAAAUUAAAAAAAUAUGUAUAUAUAAAA
Molecule: messenger RNA, 1325 nt
Organism: Wasmannia auropunctata (little fire ant)
Lineage: Eukaryota; Metazoa; Arthropoda; Insecta; Hymenoptera; Formicidae
Gene: mRpL44
Product: 39S ribosomal protein L44, mitochondrial
Exons: 5
Coding region: 261-1211 (316 amino acids)
Biological process (GO): rRNA processing; primary miRNA processing; regulation of gene expression
Cellular component (GO): nucleus
Molecular function (GO): double-stranded RNA binding; ribonuclease III activity
Source: RefSeq, a predicted model, not a curated record